AUGGACACGGACCUCAAGUGCAACCGCUUGACGUGCCGCAAGUCAUUGACGGACAAGGCGGUUGUGACUACAUGCUCUCACAUCUUUUGCGUGGAGUGCGCGAACGAACUCUUUACUGCGGCACGACUAUGCCCAGCCUGCGAGACCUCUUUGACGGAACCUGAUGACGUCGUCGUGAGUACACUACCCUCGUGGUCCUGUUCUAGCUACGACAGGCUUCAAAAGGUUUGUUCUCUGCGUCCCUCGAAUGAUUACAAGACGUCUGUUCUCUCCGGCCUCUCGCCCUCAAUCAUUUUGGAGAUCUGCAGCCGCGCCAUUUCCUUCUGGCAGUACCAGAUCCAUCAAGAGAACUCAUUCCAGCAGGCCGUCGUGCGAAAUCUGACUGACAAGAACGCGCAGCUGCAGAAGCAGCUGGAUAACGUCGUCCGCGAAGCCAACGGCGAAAUCAGCCUGCUUAAUGACAAGACGAACGAACUUCAACGCGAACUCGAGCUCGAGCGGCGCAAGACGCGCGACCUGCAAGAAGCGCAGCGCGAGCGGGACAAGGAGUACCAAAAACUCAAGGCAUGCGCGCAUUCGCCUGCCCUCGCGUACUUCCUGCUAUUUCCCCUGCUCUAG
This is a messenger RNA of Schizophyllum commune H4-8, 618 nucleotides long. RefSeq lists its product as uncharacterized. Bases 1 to 618 code for a protein of 205 amino acids. The transcript has 11 exons. Gene Ontology annotation, cellular component: synaptonemal complex. Gene Ontology annotation, biological process: reciprocal meiotic recombination. NCBI's taxonomy places the organism in Eukaryota, Fungi, Basidiomycota, Agaricomycetes, Agaricales, Schizophyllaceae. Gene Ontology annotation, molecular function: ubiquitin protein ligase activity. The record is from RefSeq and is a predicted model, not a curated record.